Molecule: messenger RNA, 657 nt
Organism: Coffea eugenioides
Lineage: Eukaryota; Viridiplantae; Streptophyta; Magnoliopsida; Gentianales; Rubiaceae
Exons: 1
Coding region: 1-657 (218 amino acids)
Source: RefSeq, a predicted model, not a curated record
AUGGCCAUCAGGCAGAGGCCCGACGAGUCCCUAAGGAAUUUCAUGACCCGUUUCAAUACGGAGAGCUUGCAGAUCAGAGACAAGGACGAAAAAGUGGUCAUGGCUGCCUUCAUGAAUGGGCUCAGGGUGGAAGACCUCUUCUACAAGUUGGCCGAGCAGCCUCCUGAAAAUCUGGAGGAGCUCCUGAAGAGGGCGCACGCGGCCGCCAAUGCUGAGGAGGCGGCCUGCCUGAAGAAGGAAUCAGAUCGGGAGCUCGGCGAUCGGAGAGGACGGACAAACCCCCCCGAGAACAAAAAGGGUCUGGCCAAGACGAACGUAUUUGACCGGCUCUCAAAGGAAAAGGCCCCUGCUCCGACACCGCUCCCAGAGAAAAGCUACACCCCCCUGACUCGGCCCAGGGCCCAGAUCCUGGCCGUCAUGGAGGCAGAGGGCCUGGGAGGUCGGCCACCUAAGAUGGGAACACCUCGGAACAAAAGAAAUCAGGACCGGUACUGUGCCUUCCACCGUGAUGUCGGGUAUAAUACGGAGGGGUGCUGGGCCCUGCAAAGGGAGAUUGAGGAUUUGAUCCAGCGCGGCUUCCUGGGACGUUUCGUUCAGCAAGGUCGGCUAGGUCGGGAGCUAGGUCGGACCUACCGUGGAGACAGGGACGAGGGCUAG